UCUGAAGCCGAUCGAGCCCUCUGUCAGACAAAAGCAUGGCGGGUAAUUUGCCUCCGCACGGUGACAUUCUCCGUUUGAGCGAAAUCCAUGAGCGGGGGCCGCUGCUCAUGGCUGGAAAAUCUGUCAGAGUUAUGGGAAAGCUCACUCGGUACGAUGCCAUUGAGCAACUAGCCCUCAUAACAUCCUCCGAGCGCAACUCCACCCAUCACCUUCAAGUCAACACCCGUCUCGUAGAGCCAUUCCAGUCCAGGAUCGGCUCCACGUUUCAGUUCAUUGGCGAGAUGCCUUCGGAGAUGGAGAGGGAUGCUGACAUGGUCGUCCAUGCCAGGGUCGUCCGGUGUGUAGAUGGAAUCGACUCAACCAUGUACUACAACGCUUGUGACGUCCAGAGGAAAUUCUUGGCAUCGAGAGGACCAGCAGCAGCGGCAUCGAGAGGACCAGCAGCGGCAGCAUCUGCAUCUUUUACUACUUGAAAGCAAAUUAUGUGAGGUUUGUUCGUAUGUCGAUACCAUCCAAUCAUGGUCAGAAUGAAAGAAUUCAGCUCCACAAUCUUUGCUGUGAAUCUGUAUGGCCUCCAGACACCAGAGGGGCGUUUCACAAAACAAUUUGUCAUCAUGACAAAUGACAAUUUGUGUUAUAAGCUACUGAAAUCCUUGCUUCUGAUUGGUUAUCAACAGAUUUGUCACUGAUUUUUGUCAUUUGUCAUUUAAAAAAGGCUUUGUGAAACAGGUCCCAGUUCUCAAACUUACAGAGCUAUAGAUCUGUAUGUUUGGGAUAUGCCAGUGACAACGAUGGUCGACCUCUCAACUGCAGAGGUGAAUUAACUCGGCCAGGAUAAUCAGCAGAAAUUCUGCAAAAAAAAUUCUUGUUAGAAUUUGAAAUGAUCCAUCUUGUUUGUUCAAUUCAAUGCCAUCAAUAACAAUCAAUUGGAUCUGUAUUAUCUUGAUAAUAUGGCCUAUUCCGGCUGUUUUUUUUAUUGUUUUAACCAUGCGAUCUGGCUUCUUUGCAUCGCCAAUGCAGAUUUUUACAAACUUUUGAUUUAAGUUCCCCAUAAUGGGCAGCUUAGGCAAUUUGUAGGAUGUUUGGUAAAUAGUAUGCGGUUAAUUGUAACUUGAUACUACUAGGAGCAUCCAGUCCACUGCUGAACGAUGGUUGACCCAUUCUUGCCACAGCUCUUUCUUUUUUUGAUGAACGAGGACCACUCUUUGAUGGAGAUGUGUCGUUUCAAAGAGGAGAAGUAAAGAUCCCUUUUCAGUGAGUUUCCUUUUUCUGCCUUCAUUAUUUUCACUGUAACUGUCUUCUUUUAUCAGUGACAACCUCAACAAGAGUCACACAUGUUUUGGUGAUUGCUACCCUUUGUAUGAUGAUAAAGCAGUAUUUUAUUGGCAAGGUUGAGUCAAGAUAUUGGUGAAAAUACAUCUCUCAGCUGCUGGCAUGUGUACAAAGCUGAAUCUUAUAUUUUUUAUUUUUUGUUGUUGAUUGGUUGCUUUUAUUCAUGUUCCAUGCAAAAAUAAAAAGUAUUACCGCUA
Molecule: messenger RNA, 1529 nt
Organism: Strongylocentrotus purpuratus (purple sea urchin)
Lineage: Eukaryota; Metazoa; Echinodermata; Echinoidea; Camarodonta; Strongylocentrotidae
Exons: 2
Coding region: 36-473 (145 amino acids)
Biological process (GO): negative regulation of telomere maintenance via telomerase
Cellular component (GO): CST complex
Molecular function (GO): telomeric repeat DNA binding; single-stranded DNA binding; telomerase inhibitor activity
Source: RefSeq, a predicted model, not a curated record